This is a messenger RNA of Daphnia pulicaria, 2657 nucleotides long. RefSeq names its product trehalase-like. The record is from RefSeq and is a predicted model, not a curated record. The coding region runs from base 304 to 2016 and encodes 570 amino acids. NCBI's taxonomy places the organism in Eukaryota, Metazoa, Arthropoda, Branchiopoda, Diplostraca, Daphniidae. The transcript is spliced from 12 exons. Gene Ontology annotation, molecular function: alpha,alpha-trehalase activity. Gene Ontology annotation, biological process: trehalose catabolic process.
AGAACAAAAAUAUUUACGCAUUUACGAGCAUCGACGAUAUUUGUUCAUUCCAAAACAACUACGUACUGCCAUAGAGUGUUGGGUUUGAUUUCGUCAUUCACUCCUUCCUCUAUGGUACUACUGACACAGUGCCUGUGACAUAAUUCCAACAGGUCAUUGACGUUUGUUAACCCCCUUCGAUUUAAAACGGUGAAAAAGAGAGGUCUUUUACGGUCAAGGUCAUCGACUGUCGUCCGCCAAACCGAGGAGCUGCGCGUUCGACCAACUUGUUUGAUUUCCAUUUUCGCCAGUGCAUUCUGAACAAUGGUGCGACUCGUACGUCUUUUCUGCUUGUUCAUCUCUUCUGCCACUUUUGGACUUGCCCAAGUUCAAUCUCUUCCUCCGCCAUGUCCAAGUCCCAUUUACUGUCACGGUCCACUCUUGCACACGGUUCAGAUGGCCAAAUUGUAUCACGACUCCAAGACUUUUGUCGACAAGAAAUUACGUUUCGACCCAGAAUUAGUUGCAGCCAAUUUCACUCAACUGAUGAACCUUACAGACAAUAAUCCAUCCCAAAACGAUCUCGUCAUCUUCAUCAGUCAACAUUUCGAGAGUGAAGGAUCAGAAUUUCAACCGUGGGAUCCUUCCGAUUGGCUCGACAGCCCGUCAUUCCUUCAAAAUAUCAACAACACACAAUUGAGAAAUUGGGGGAAAGAAUUACAUGGAGCCUGGAAAUUCCUAGGCCGACAAAUUAAAGAUGACGUCAAAGAACGCCCCGAGCUGUACUCGAUGAUUUAUGUGCCUCAUCCUUUCAUCAUUCCUGGAGGAAGGUUUCGUGAAAUUUAUUACUGGGAUUCUUACUGGAUCGUCCAAGGUCUUCUCAUCUCUCAAAUGAACCACACGGUGAGGGGAAUGUUGGAUAAUUUCCUGCAUAUGGUGGAUGUUUACGGCAUGGUCCCAAAUGGCGGUCGCAUCUACUAUCAGCUGAGGUCGCAGCCCCCAAUGUUGAUUCCCAUGGUGGAUCGUUACAUCAACGCCACUGGGGAUGUCGAAUUUCUUAAUGGGCGGUUACAUCUCUUGGAAAAGGAAUUUCAAUUCUGGAUGGCCAACAGGACAGUCUCCGUCAAGGGACACACUUUGGCGCGAUUUAAUGUCGAAUCGGAUGGACCACGACCCGAAUCUUACAUUGAGGACUUUCAUUCGUCUGCCCAUAUGAGUGAAAUCGAUCGUCAAGACUUUUACAUCAACAUGAAAUCGGGAGCUGAAUCCGGUUGGGAUUUCAGUUCCAGGUGGUUCAUUGUAGACGAAGGUCACAACGAAGGAAAUUUGAGCCACAUUAGUACCCGCAACGUCGUGCCGGUCGAUUUAAAUGCCUUUGUUUGCAUGAACGCUCGAAUGCUUUCGGAAAUGUUCCGUAAAGUCGGAGAUGACCGAAAGGCUCAAAUGUAUCACGACAAGUACAUCGAGUGGAAAAGAGCCAUUCAAGCGGUGCUGUGGAAUGAAGAACAAGGCAUCUGGCUAGACUACGAUUUAACUAAUAAUUUGCAACGACCAUAUUUCUACGCAUCGAAUAUCGCUCCGCUAUGGGCCGGUUGCUUGGAUCCCACUCCAUCCGGUGGUGUGGACUCUGCUGUUGUCCACAGAGUGAUGGAUUAUCUGGAGCACAGUCAAUCUACAAAAUUUGCCGGAGGAAUUCCGACUUCCAUGCAACACACUGGCCAACAAUGGGAUUUCCCUAAUGGGUGGCCGCCCCUGCAACACAUGUUGGUUGUCGGUCUUGAAAAUACCGGUGACCCCAGAGCCAAAGCCUUGGCCUUUAAUCUCGCCCAAAAGUGGCUGAUUAACAAUUACGAUGCAUAUCAACAAAGUAUGCCCAACGCCAUGUUUGAAAAAUAUGACGUGACUGUUGUUGGACUACCAGGAGGUGGUGGUGAAUACGACGUUCAGCUUGGCUUUGGUUGGACGAACGGUGUCAUUUUAGAUUUCCUGCACAUUUAUGGUGAUCGAUUGGUGACUGAAAUACCGAAAAAUACUUAAUUAUUAUGUAACUAUCUGAUUUCAGUUUUUGUGAUGAAGAGAAAGAAAGAAAACCACUAUGAUUGUAAAAUUUUAUUGACUAUUUUAUGUAAAGUAAUUUCUUUUCUGUUUGGUUAAUUUCCCUGUAAUCCUUGUUACAUAAUUUGCAUUAUUUUGUGUUCCCGAUCCUAGUCUCAUCGCCAUAUUGUACAUGAUUUCAAUUUCUGUAAUUUUUCUUCUAUUUUUGGGUUUAGAAUACAAAUUGUGCACUUACAAACCAACUAAAUAAUGAAUUAAUUUACAAAUCAAAAUCAUUUGAAUAUUGCGCCAGAGCCUUUAAGUAAAUGUGGCAACGUUCAAAACGUGAUAAUCGUCCAAAAUGUAACAUCAACGUCACUUCUUCAAACCGGUUUUGUUAGACGAUUCAAAGCUUUGUAACAACAAGUGGCCGCCAAGAUGUUGGAAAAAUUAAAUUCUUGUGGAGAUGACUUUAUUACUAGCUAUUUGCAUCCUUUAUUUGGUGCAAACAAUGAUUCAGAAAUGUUUUCCCAAAUGGUCUGGAUUUCAUUCUUCUACACCCUUAGUGUCGCUGUUAGUAUGGCCUUAUUCCCAGCACCAUAUGGACGAUACAGCAGCUCAAAGUAUGGCUUCCUGCUUCCUGC